AUGAAAGACAUCAUGCAUUUCACUGAUUUGGUUAGAAAGUUUAUGUGUGACAAAAAGGACUUUCCCAAUAGUUCUGAGUAUUUUACCCUCUGUCUCCAUUCUACAAAGCAGCUAGAUAAUGUGGGGGUGAAGUUUGGGCAUUCUAAAGUUGCUACAUAUUUAGCUGGCAUAACGAUUUGUCCUGAUGUUAAGGACAAUGAUAAGCGCUGCUGGUGGAAGUGCCGCGAUCGCUGUUGGUGGAAUGGCCGCAGUUGCUGUUGGAGAAAUGGUUGCUGUGGGAUUAAUUGUUUGGAAUUGAAAAUCCCUCAAUUGAAGGUAGAUAACAACACCGAGUGCAUUUUCAGAAACGUCAUGGCAUUGGAGCAGUUUGUUUAUCCAAAGGCUCCUCGUAUCUGCAAUUAUAUUUUUCUGCUGGAUCAACUCAUCGGCACCGUUGAAGAUGUGGCUUUUCUGGUUGACAAGGGAAUCAUUGAGAACUGGCUUGGCAGUAACAAGGCCGUGGCUGCCUUGGUUAAAACACUCUGCGACCAAAUUGUGACACCGCAUUUCUUCUAUGCUGAUAUCUGCGACGAACUUAACGAGUAUCACAGCAAAAAAUUGAAUGUUGCCAGGUCAACCCUCAAUAGGGUUUACUUCAAGGAUAUUUGGACUGGUAGUUCCACUGUUGUUGGGCUUGUUAUCAUUGUGUUCUCCUUCUUCUCUACCUAUUCUACCAUCAAGAAUCUCUUCUUUGUAUGA
This is a messenger RNA of Ziziphus jujuba (common jujube), 738 nucleotides long. RefSeq lists its product as uncharacterized. NCBI's taxonomy places the organism in Eukaryota, Viridiplantae, Streptophyta, Magnoliopsida, Rosales, Rhamnaceae. Bases 1 to 738 code for a protein of 245 amino acids. The transcript has a single exon. The record is from RefSeq and is a predicted model, not a curated record.